Striga asiatica is the source of this 774-nucleotide messenger RNA. The record is from the annotation of a GenBank genome assembly. NCBI's taxonomy places the organism in Eukaryota, Viridiplantae, Streptophyta, Magnoliopsida, Lamiales, Orobanchaceae.
GUUAGCCCAGGGCUUUAUGGGGAUAACUAUCCUAGGUUCUUCACUUAUUGGACUAGUGAUGCGUAUCAAGCGACGGGGUGCUAUAAUCUGCUGUGCUCAGGUUUUGUUCAGACCAACAAUAAAAUAGCAAUUGGGGCAGCAAUUUCACCAACUUCAUCAUAUAAUGGUGGUCAAUUUGACAUUAGCUUACUAAUAUGGAAGGAUCCCAAUCAUGGAAAUUGGUGGUUGGAAUUUGGUGAUGGGAAUUUAGUUGGGUAUUGGCCAUCUUUUUUAUUUACGCAUCUUAGAGAUCAUGCAAGUAUGGUCCACUUUGGGGGUGAAAUUGUUGACAGUCAAAGUACAACAACAGGUCAUCACACGACAACUCAAAUGGGGAGUGGACAUUUUGCAGAUGAAGGGUUCGGAAAAGCGUCUUAUUUCAGAAAUAUUCAAGUUGUUGAUUCGGAUAACAGUUUAGUCCCUGCCUCCAAUCUUCAGGUUUUGGCCGAUCAUCCAAAUUGUUAUAAUGUUACUUGUGGGAGUAAUAAUGCUUGGGGACAGUAUAUUUACUAUGGGGGACCUGGGAAAAAUUCCAACUGUCCCUAAAAUUAAAUACACAGCAUAUACCAUUUUUAUUUUUAUUUUUUUCAUUUUGAAACCCCCAUUUUCCAGGUGAUGAUAAUUAAGUAGCCAGGUAUUUUCCGUCAAGAUGUUUUAUUCAUCUUGAGUUAUUCUUUCUAUUUAUAUUUCUUUCUCAGAAAUUAUCAAAUUAUAAAUAUAAGUUAUGCCACUCUA